AUGAAAGACCCGUCGGCACCUGGUCCGCUGACCUCCCACCCGAUCACGGGCCCUCCGGCUAGUAACUCCAUAUCCAGCGGCCAACGGCCUACGGCGAAACGGGCAAACUCGUCGGCCCAGCGCGCAAAUUCCCGCUUCGUAGAGGGGUCGAUGAAUGACCGUACUUCGGCCGCGCCGCCAAUCGACUUUCUCGGCCCCGAGGAUUCGACUGAGAUUGCGCGCCGUUUCCACAUGGACUUUUACGUCGAGGCACCCGACGCCGGGGUCUUCUCGCCUGAGAGACUUCGGCAGCAGCAACAACAACAUCAUCAGCCGCUGCAUCAGCAGUCGCAGCCGCUCCUACACCAACCGACAAUCACCUACGGCGAGGUUAAGAGACCCGCCAGCUCGGCUAGCAGCCAUGUCGGCAAGAAGGGCUUCUGGGGCGGCCUUCGCGAGAAGCUGAGCUUCGUCAGGGAUAAGGACAAGGGGGCUAAACGCCCACUCAGCCUCGAUGGCAAGCUCCUCGCUCAAGGAGGCGGGGCUGGAGGGUUUGGCAAUAGUAAUGGCAACGGCAGCGGCGUGGGCCCUAUCGGUGCGCCGACCGCCGCCGCGAUGCCUGCACAUUUUGCGAAUGGCGCGGGCAUGCCCAGCAGAGACGAGAUCAUGGCCAGCUACCAGCAGUUGAUGAAGGACGGUUUCUUCGAUGCGCAUGCUAUUCGCUCCACGCGUCAACCUCCCCCGCCCUCGUUCAACCCCUCGACAACUACGUACUCGACCAAGCCUCCGGCGGACAAGAAAUCCUUUGCAGAACGUGUAUCGGGUCAGUGGCCUCUCCCGCCGACGGAGGAGGUCCAGCCUCUACCAGACUCACGUGAUGGAAACAGGAAACGCGGCAUGGAUAACGAUGAAGACGUGUCGGCUGCCAAGAAGCUGCGCAAGUCCACUUCCCGCAUGUCCGUCGAUCUCUCGAUUCCCGGCCUCCGCAAGCAAAGGUCCCAUGUGCAGUCUGCCUCGGUGGACAUGCCGCACCCGAACUACAUGCCCCCUCCGCCUCCCCCCAACUACAUGCCUCCUCCCCCGCCCCCUCGUGCCGUUGGUGGAGGUACUGUCUUCGUCCGCCGGUCGUUUAGUAACUCGACCCGCGCAAGCAACAAGCCGGCCAGGCACCAGCCGUCAUACUCUCUCGGCCCUAUGCCCAUGGACACAAACUACGCACCCCCGAAUCCCUCUUACGCGGCUAGCACUCGCAGUAGCAUUGGUUCCAAUGACUCGAAGCGAUCUUUCCGCGAGGCAGCUCGCGCCUGGACUUCCCGAACCGCCCGCAAGACAGCCGAGCCGCUGGGCCUGAGACCCAACUCAAAUCACGGCGCCGCUGCUAUGCACUGGGGACCCGAGCAGUUUAAGAACCGCGGGUUCGGUUGCGAAGGAGAGAACUACGGCGUUGUGCAAGAGCGCGAGCUGCCUAGUCGUUGGAGAGGUUUGACACGAUUCACCUAA
Colletotrichum orchidophilum is the source of this 1479-nucleotide messenger RNA. RefSeq lists its product as uncharacterized. The coding region runs from base 1 to 1479 and encodes 492 amino acids. The transcript has a single exon. NCBI's taxonomy places the organism in Eukaryota, Fungi, Ascomycota, Sordariomycetes, Glomerellales, Glomerellaceae. The record is from RefSeq and is a predicted model, not a curated record.